Molecule: messenger RNA, 1979 nt
Organism: Prunus mume (Japanese apricot)
Lineage: Eukaryota; Viridiplantae; Streptophyta; Magnoliopsida; Rosales; Rosaceae
Product: protein SHI RELATED SEQUENCE 5
Biological process (GO): positive regulation of DNA-templated transcription
Cellular component (GO): nucleus
Molecular function (GO): DNA binding; DNA-binding transcription factor activity
Source: RefSeq, a predicted model, not a curated record
UUUGUUGGUUCCCCUCACUCAUCAGUCGAUCUUUCAGUCGCUCACAGUCAGUUUCUCUCUCACUCGUACACAGAAAACUUGCAUAUGAGAGAGAGAGAGAGAGAGAGAGAAAGAGUUGUCAAGUUGGCGCAGUAGUUGUCAUAAAUGAGGAGGGAAGGAGGGAAGGGAGGGAGAUGGGUUAAGUUAAGUGAGGAGCAGUAAGAGCAGAGUGGGUGCAGUUUCCAUGGCGGCGUUGCAGGGCUCUAAUUCCGUGCCAUUAUUAUUGCUUCGAACUACCACAGAGAAGUAGAAUUCAAUUCAAAAACCCCUCCAGUUGCUCACUCUACCCAACCCAACCCUUCCUCUAGUUCUUUUGUCUAAUAUUCUUACCCUAAAAUAUUCCCAACAAUUGCCCCUCAAAAAGCUGCCAAAACCCCGUAACAAGGUCACACACACUCAGAGAGUCACAGAGCUAAGAGAAUGAGGUCAAAAAGCAAAGCUGGCUCAAACCCUGCUUAAUUAAUAUCCCCACAGUACCAAAGCUCCUCAGGAUUUUGAUGAUAUGGAUUUGUACCCAAAAUUGAGGUCAUCAGAGAAAUGGCUGGCUUGUUUUGCUUAGGCGGAAGAGAUCAAGCUCCAACAAGCAGCAGCAAACAAGAGGGCCGAGGAGGAGGAGGAGGAGGAGAUCAAGAAAGAGUGGAAGGAGGAGGAGGAGGAAACCUGUAUUUGUACAGAUCAUCAAACGAGGGACAGGCCGAGAUCUACAACAAGGGCUUCGAGAUAUGGCCUUCCCAGUAUCAUCACCCACACCAGAAUUUGAACUACUACUCGUUUGGAGUGGAUCCUAGUUACAGCCGAAGACACUUACACAACGACGACAACGACCACAACCACAACGACGUCGUCCCUGCGGAUGAUCUGUCUUCAGGAUUGAGACUCGCGGUGAUGAGGCAAGGUGGUGGGGGAGGGUUAGGAGGGUCGAGCAGCAGCGGCAUGAAUUGCCAAGACUGCGGGAACCAAGCCAAGAAAGACUGCCCUCACAUGAGGUGCAGAACUUGCUGCAAGAGCCGAGGGUUUCAGUGCCAAACCCACGUCAAGAGCACUUGGGUUCCUGCUGCCAAACGCCGAGAGAGGCAAGAACAAUUCUCUGGUCUGCAACAAAAUCAACAACAACAAGAACAGCAGCAACAGCAGCUACAGUUUCGAGGAGACAAUCCCAAAAGGCAGAGAGAGAGUCAAGGGGGGGCGGGCUCUCUUGCCUGCGUUCGUUUGCCAUCCAACACGUCAGGGUUGGAACUGGCACAAUUUCCAUCAGAAGUGAGUUCACCAGCGGUGUUCCGUUGUGUAAGAGUAAGUGCAAUGGACGAUGCAGAUGACCAGUACGCCUAUCAAACGGCUGUCAACAUCGGAGGCCAUGUCUUCAAGGGACUUCUCUACGAUCAAGGCCCCGAUGGUCAAUAUUACCCAAGUUCUAGUACUGGAGGAGGAGAAAGCUCCUCAGGAGGCCGUCAUGAUCAUCAAGAAGGCGGAGGAGCCCAUCCACAUCAUCAGCAACAUAAUCUGGUUACAGUCGCAGCCACUGCCGGCACCACCAGCCACGGUGGAAACCCAUCUACCACAUUGCUCGACCCGUCACUCUUCCCAACUCCACUCAAUGCUUUCAUGGCUGGUACGCAAAUCUUCCCACCCCCGAGGUCUUAGAAAUUUUUUUUAAAAAAAAGGCCCCCCCCAGUCUAGCAGCUGAUAUUAAUUGUUCUUAAUUGUUGCGGUUUCAAGUUUCGUUUAAUUUAACAUCAUGCACUCAAGUAGAAGAAGAAUGCCUAGGAAGUGGAGGAGGAGAGGAUGAUUAUGAUUGAUGAGGACGAUCGAUAUAUCUUGUGGGGAUGUUUGGUUUUGUUCGAAUUUCAAUUCUGAUUUUCGUUGUUUUAUUACUUUGAUGAUAACUGUUAUCGAUGAUGAUGACCCCAUUAAUGAUUAAUCUAAAUUAGAAUUGAAUUAAA